Tympanuchus pallidicinctus (lesser prairie-chicken) is the source of this 1982-nucleotide messenger RNA. RefSeq names its product cytochrome P450 4V2. The record is from RefSeq and is a predicted model, not a curated record. Gene Ontology annotation, molecular function: iron ion binding; heme binding; monooxygenase activity. The transcript has 11 exons. Bases 119 to 1711 code for a protein of 530 amino acids. Lineage: Eukaryota; Metazoa; Chordata; Aves; Galliformes; Phasianidae.
AGAUCCAGGCUCUCUGCUCACUACCAAGUGGCAGCAGUGGGAGUAGGCAGUGCCAACUGGACUCAGCUCAGGGGCCAGAGCUGCUGGCAGGGAACAAGGCUUGGGCUGGAGCAGGGAGAUGGCAGCAGAGAUCAUGCUAGGAACCACAGAGGGAAUGCAGCUGCUGCCCUGGGUGGCUGGAGCCAUCACCCUGCUGCUGACAGUGGUAACUGUACGCUCCCUACCCUCCUUGCUGAACUACUGGUGGUGGUGGCGGGUGAUGAAGCCCAUCCCAGGCAUCAGCCCAUGCUAUCCCUUUGUGGGGAAUGCUCUCCUGUUGGAGCGGAAAGGAGAAGGUUUUUUUAAACAGCUACAACAAUAUGCUGAUGAAUUCAGGAAACUGCCAAUGUUCAAACUCUGGUUAGGUCCGCUGCCUGUCAUGGUAUUGUACCAUCCUGAUACUGUGGAGGUUAUUCUGAGCAGUUCAAAGCAUAUACAAAAAUCAUUCCUGUACAGAUUUCUGCACCCAUGGCUGGGGACUGGACUUCUGACAAGCACUGGAGACAAGUGGCGGUCACGGAGGAAGAUGAUAACUCCCACAUUCCACUUUGCAAUUUUGAAUGACUUUCUAGAGGUUAUGAAUGAACAAGGGGGUAUUUUGUUGGAGAAACUUGAGAAGCAUGUUGACAAGGAACCAUUUAAUAUCUUUAUAGACAUCACUCUGUGUGCCCUUGAUAUUAUCUGUGAAACUGCGAUGGGCAGGAAUGUGGGUGCUCAGGACAAUAAGGAUUCUGAGUAUGUUCGUGCAGUCUACAGGAUGAGUGAUCUAAUCCAACAGCGACAGAAGUGCCCUUGGCUUUGGCAUGAUCUUUUGUACAUUCUGUUCAAGGAAGGAAGGGAGCAUGAGAGGAAUCUUAAGAUUCUGCACAGUUUUACAGAUACAGUCAUUGCAGAAAAAGUUGCAGAACUUGAAAACACCAACCUAACAAAACACGAUACUGACAUGAACAGUGAAGAAAAAAGUGGAUCCAAAAAGAGAGAAGCUUUCUUGGACAUGCUGCUGAAUGCCACAGACGAUGAAGGGAAAAAACUCAGCUACAAGGACAUUCGUGAAGAAGUAGAUACUUUCAUGUUUGAGGGUCAUGAUACAACAGCAGCUGCUAUGAACUGGGUCCUAUAUUUGCUUGGUAAUCAUCCUGAAGUCCAGAAGAAGGUUCACCAAGAACUGGACGAGGUGUUCGGCAACACAGAGCGUCCUGUUACAGUGGAUGAUUUGAAGAAACUUCGAUACCUUGAGUGUGUUGUGAAAGAAGCCCUGAGGCUGUUUCCUUCAGUUCCCAUGUUUGCACGUUCCUUGCAAGAGGAUUGCUAUGUUGGUGAAUAUAAGCUACCAAAAGGCACAAAUGUCCUUAUCUUAACUUAUGUGCUGCACAGAGAUCCUACAAUCUUCCCUGAGCCAGAUGAAUUCAAACCUGAGCGCUUCUUCCCUGAAAAUAGUAAAGGAAGGCACCCAUAUGCUUAUGUGCCCUUUUCUGCUGGCCCCAGGAACUGCAUUGGCCAGCGCUUUGCACAAAUGGAAGAGAAAACUCUUCUAGCCCUCAUCCUGCGGCGCUUCUGGGUGGACUGUUCUCAAAAGCCAGAAGAGCUUGGUCUGACAGGAGAACUAAUCCUUCGUCCAAAUAAUGGCAUCUGGGUUCAGCUGAAAAGGAGACUGAAAACCAUAACAGACUGAAAGGAAAUUCAAGAUUCUGUUUUUCCAGAAACUUCCAAGCUACUUGAACUGAGAUGUAUAUUAAAUCAGAUGUUAUGAUAGCAAUCCUGCAAUUUGUUGGAUUUAAAUGUUACUGCUGAUUGUUUAAUCAAAUCCAAUGUUCUAAUAGACAGAAGUUACUCUACUUUUCUUAGGCAUGAGAAUUUCAUGCUUUUUUUUGAGUUGCAAAACUUUAAACAUCAUGUCUUGGUGCCUUAUCUCCUCAGAUGAAGCUAUUCUAUUGCAACCCUGA